GCAGAGACCAUGAUCGCUUUGUUCAACAAGCUGCUGGACUGGUUCAAGGCCCUGUUCUGGAAGGAGGAGAUGGAGCUCACGCUAGUUGGGCUGCAGUACUCGGGCAAGACCACCUUCGUCAACGUGAUCGUGUCAGGACAGUUUAAUGAAGACAUGAUUCCCACCGUGGGUUUCAAUAUGCGCAAAAUCACCAAAGGGAAUGUGACCAUCAAGCUCUGGGACAUUGGAGGACAGCCCCGUUCGCUACUGCGAGGAGUGAGUGCCAUUGGGUACAUGGUGGACGCCGCUGACCAGGAAAAGAUCGAGGCCUCCAAGAACGAGCUCCACAACCUACUGGACAAACCCCAGCUGCAGGGCAUCCCGGUCUUAGCCCUGGGUAACAAGCGAGACCUCCUCGGAGCAUUGGAUGAGAAGGAGUUGAUUGAGAAAAUGAAUCUGUCUGCCAUCCAGGACCGAGAGAUCUGCUGCUACUCCAUCUCUUGCAAAGAAAAGGACAACAUUGACAUCACCCUACAGUGGCUUAUUCAACACUCAAAGUCACGGAGAAGCUGA
Messenger RNA from Elephantulus edwardii (Cape elephant shrew), 552 nucleotides. Its product is annotated as ADP-ribosylation factor-like protein 8A-like. Gene Ontology annotation, molecular function: GTPase activity; GTP binding. Gene Ontology annotation, cellular component: lysosomal membrane. The coding region runs from base 10 to 552 and encodes 180 amino acids. NCBI's taxonomy places the organism in Eukaryota, Metazoa, Chordata, Mammalia, Macroscelidea, Macroscelididae. The transcript has a single exon. The record is from RefSeq and is a predicted model, not a curated record. Gene Ontology annotation, biological process: anterograde axonal transport; protein transport.